Molecule: messenger RNA, 492 nt
Organism: Protopolystoma xenopodis
Lineage: Eukaryota; Metazoa; Platyhelminthes; Monogenea; Polystomatidea; Polystomatidae
Source: the annotation of a GenBank genome assembly
GUUGGACACCAUUUCGGUCGAUUGCCCUUGGUAACCUCUCCCUAUCCUGGUGAUUCUAUUUUCCAUUCCCCUGUGGAAAGCCGUCAGACUACAGUUCGAACCACUCCACUUGCCGAACGUAUUUGCCAAUUAGAUAUUAUCACUUUCCUUUCUGGUAUUUCCAUCUAUUCCACCAUUCGCCGUCUCUCCAGCAUCGAUUUGACUUCCUUUAGUCACGAUCCUGCUUCAUCCAAUAAUGCUAACAGUAGCAAUGACAAUAUAUAUGCCAUGUGGCGGGCCCUUGACCUCACCCGGGCAGGUUCAGGCUCUAGUAAAGUUGAAGAUUGUCCUAUUCGACAGUCUGAUGCCAGCAGAUUAAUGACAGCUCUCCCUUUAUGUCUCAUGCCUGAUUGCCUACUGCCAACUUCGCCUCAACGACACUGGUGGUUAGCUGUUUCCGCUCUGGCCAGUAACAAACCAGGGUACGUGAUAGAGCUAUAUCCAAUUCAUUAA